This is a messenger RNA of Thecamonas trahens ATCC 50062, 3360 nucleotides long. RefSeq names its product cell division control protein. Gene Ontology annotation, cellular component: plasma membrane. The record is from RefSeq and is a predicted model, not a curated record. The transcript has 2 exons. Bases 19 to 3327 code for a protein of 1102 amino acids. Gene Ontology annotation, molecular function: guanyl-nucleotide exchange factor activity. NCBI's taxonomy places the organism in Eukaryota, Apusomonadida, Apusomonadidae. Gene Ontology annotation, biological process: Ras protein signal transduction; positive regulation of GTPase activity.
GCUUCUGCACAUCCUGGCAUGUCUACGCCCCCUCGCGGUGCGCGACCGCCACCCAAGCCGGUGCGAAAGCAAUCUGUGGUCCUAACACGGAUACCUGUGCCGGGUGCUGUUUCGCCACCGUCACGAUCGAUCUCCGCUGCACACUCGCCCAGCUCGCACUCGCCCAGCCCAAACUCUGGUGCUGCUCCUCCUGCCGAGCCUGCUGCUCCUGCUGCCGAGCCUGCUGCUCCUGCUGUCGAGCCUGCUGCUCCUGCUGCCGAGCCUGCUGCUCCUGUUGCCGAGCCUGCUGCUCCUGCUGCCGAGCCUGCUGCUCCUGCUGCCGAGCCUGCUGCUCCUGCUGCCGAGCCUGCUGCUCCUGCUGCCGAGCCUGCUGCUCCUGCUGCCGAGCCUGCUGCUCCUCCUGCCGAGCCUGCUGCUCCUGCUGCCGAGCCUGCUGCUCCUGCUGCCGAGCCUGCUGCUCCUGUUGCCGAGCCUGCUGCUCCUGCUGCCGAGCCUGCUGCUCCUGCUGCCGAGCCUGCUGCUCCUGCUGCCGAGCCUGCUGCUCCUGCUGCCGAGCCUGCUGCUCCUCCUGCCGAGCCUGCUGCUCCUGCUGCCGAGCCUGCUGCUCCUGCUGCCGAGCCUGCUGCUCCUGCUGCCGAGCCUGCUGCUCCUCCUGCCGAGUCAGCUCCGCCACCAGAGCCGGCUUCCGACCCCUUCGCAGAGCCGGCUCCCACUACCGAUCCCUUGGCCGAGCCUUCCACCAAACCGCAAGAUCGCCUGCUGCAGAACCGCAUGACCCGCUCCAGCUCGUUUGGAUUCCUCGUGCCAGGCGUGACGCCCAAGGCUGCCGAGCCAGAGGGUGAGGACACCAGCAUCGCCAUUGAGCCGACAUCGGUCUUUGCCGACGACGAGUUUGGCUUUACUGCCGCGCCAUCAUCCCCGCGGGAAGCCGAGACCGACUCUGCUGCCAUUGUCGGGCCUGACGCCGACGGCGGGACGCCCGACACGACUGCCGGUGAGCUGACCUCGGAGCCGACAGAGCCCACCGAGGCCUCGGUCGUCGCGGCCUUUCUUGACGACGACUUUGGCUUUGGCUCGCCAGGAGCAGGCUCGUCCAUCGCCAACACGCCGUCGACGCCGCCGCACGUCUCGAUCGUGUCAAUGCCCAACUCGUUCGAUGACGAGUCAAGCAUCGCCGCCGCCGCCGCCGCAGACUCGGACUCAACCGAUCGUGACGGUACCAUUGGCGGCGACGGCGCACUUGCAGAAGACGAAUGCAUGCACGGCGGGCUCUCUCAGGCUGCAAACAAUGCAGAUGUUGCAGACGACCCAGACAACCCAGACGCCAGCUUUGACUCUGAUAGCUCAGACGAGCCUGGUCCAGGAACCCGCUCUCCACUCCCGCGGUUUGGCGACAAACGCCACACCAUGCGCCCGGUCUCCACCGCAGGCUCACUUGCCCUGCCGGGUUUUCUCGCCGCGCCAGGCUCACGCGGCACGUACACGCCUGGCGCAACGUCGGCCACCCCGCCGGCUCCACUGCCCGCCGGCUUUGAUCUUGUCUCGGCCAUCCUCGAUCCGUCGUACUCGCUCCGCAUGGAUCUCGACACUGACGACGCCACAGAGUCGAACCUCGAACUCACCGAGAACAACGACAGAGAGUCGGGCAAUGACGACACAGGCUCUGACGGCGGCGACCUCGACGGCGGCGCAAGCUCCAACUCGGACCCCAAUGAGCUCACUGUAGAGCUCACCGACGCUUACCCCGAGGCGCCCAAGGCCGUGACUGCUGCCAAGGCCCCCUCGUCCGCAGCAUCGUCGCCGGAGUCUGCGCCCGCAGCCUCGCCGCGCAAGCCCAAGCCCCGCCGUUCCCGCGCCCUCCCCUCGGUUCCGCUCACCCCUGAGCAGAUCAAGGCCAAGCUCGCCGCAAAGGGCAUCUUCACCGCCGAAGUCGCCCGCAGACGCACACUGCCGUGCGACAUGGUCAAGACCUCCUUCGCCCGCCCAGCAGAUCUCACCCUCGACACCCUUCCGCCGCCACCGCCCUCAGUCCCGCAUCGCAUCGAGGACCGCUUCGCUCUCGCCGCAGAAACCGAGGAAAUGGUCGUCAUCUCGCAGCCGGGCUCCAACCGCAUGCUCGUCAAGGCCGCCACACUCACCCGCCUUGUGGAGCACCUCACUAACGAGAAGUUCCCGGACCCCGACUAUGUCCUCACCUUCCUCCUCACCUACCGCUCCUUCACACGUCCCAUCGACCUCCUCGAGCUUCUUAUCCAGCGCUUCGACAUGGCCACUCCGCUCACCUACUCGGACGACGACUUUCGUCGGUUCAACAAGGAGAAGCAGACCGUCAUCCGCCUCCGCGUCUUCAACGUCCUCAAGACCUGGGUCGACAAGCACUCGUACGACUUUAUCGAUGCCGACGACGAUCUCAUCACCAAGCUCCACGACUUUCUGGACACUACCAUGCCCAAGUCCGGCAUGGCCCGCGCCGCCCAGCAAAUCCGCGCUCUCCUCGAGAAGCGCUAUCAGGGCCGCGACGAGAUCGAGAAGAUGAUGCACGAGGCUCCGCCGCGCGUUGAAAUCCCGCCUGGCCUCGACCCCUCCAUCGAGCCCUUUACCCGCCUCUCCGCCUGCGAGCUCGCCCGCCAAAUCACCCUCAUCGAGCACACCAUGUACUGCUCUAUCCGCCCCUGGGAGUGCCUCAACCAGGCCUGGACCGAAAAGGGUGAGAACAACAUCCGCAAGCUCAUCAGCCACUUCAACGACACCUCUCAGUGGGUCUGCAUGCGCAUCCUCGGCGCAGAGUCGCUCCGCGAGCGCAAGUCCGUCCUCACGCACUUUAUUCACAUCGCCGCAGAGCUCCGCAAGCUCAACAACUUUAACGCCGUCAUGGAGCUCGUCGCAGGCAUGCAAUUCUCGCCUAUCUUCCGCCUCAAGCACACUUGGAACGCCCUCUCUUCCAAGACUCGCUCCACCUACGAGUCCCUCUGCGCUCUUGUCGACCGCUCCAAGAACUACAAGAAUCACCGCGCCGUCAUGCGCACAAUCCACCCGCCCUGCAUCCCUUACCUCGGCAUCACCCUCACUGACCUCACCUUUAUUGAGGACGGUAACUCCAACAUGACCGCGGACGGCCUCAUCAACUUUGACAAGCGAAACAAGAUCUCCCGCGAAAUCAGAACCAUCCAGCAGUUCCAGAACACCCCGUAUUGUCUCACAGAGCUGCCCGUCGUCCGCGACUGGCUCUACCACGUCUUCUCGCAGCCGUACGACGAGAACGACGCCUACGCCAUCUCCCAGCGCCUCGAGCCCAAGCACGCCUCGGUCAAGGAAAUCACCCAAUAGACACACGUGAACACAACCUGUCCCUCUCCCCCC